Hansenula ciferrii is the source of this 975-nucleotide messenger RNA. RefSeq names its product alpha-tubulin TUB1 (gene TUB1). The record is from RefSeq and is a predicted model, not a curated record. Gene Ontology annotation, biological process: mitotic cell cycle; microtubule cytoskeleton organization; nuclear migration by microtubule mediated pushing forces. Bases 1 to 975 code for a protein of 324 amino acids. Lineage: Eukaryota; Fungi; Ascomycota; Saccharomycetes; Phaffomycetales; Wickerhamomycetaceae. Gene Ontology annotation, cellular component: nucleus; spindle; cytoplasm. Gene Ontology annotation, molecular function: GTP binding; structural constituent of cytoskeleton. The transcript has a single exon.
AUGUCAGAUCAAUGUGAUGGUUUACAAGGUUUCUUAUUCACCCACUCCUUAGGUGGUGGUACUGGUUCAGGUUUCGGUGCUUUAUUAUUAGAACAAUUAAGUUUAGAAUAUGGUAAAAAAGCUAAGUUAGAAUUUGCUGUUUACCCAGCUCCACAAAACUCAACAUCAGUUGUUGAACCAUACAACACUGUUUUAACCACACAUACAACUUUAGAACAUGCUGACUGUACUUUCAUGAUUGAUAAUGAAGCCACUUAUGAUAUUUGCAGAAGAAACUUAGAUAUCCAAAGACCAAACUUUGCCAACUUAAACAACAUGAUUGCUCAAGUUGUCUCAUCUGUUACCGCUUCAUUACGUUUUGAUGGUUCAUUAAACGUUGAUUUAAACGAAUUCCAAACCAAUUUAGUCCCAUACCCAAGAAUUCAUUUCCCAUUAGUUGGUUAUGCUCCAGUUGUUUCAAACUCAAGAUCAUCCCACGAAUCUAACUCUGUUUCAGAAAUUACUAAUUCUUGUUUUGAACCAGGUAACCAAAUGGUUAAAUGUGACCCAAGAGUUGGUAAAUAUAUGGCUACUUGUUUAUUAUACAGAGGUGACGUUGUUACAAGAGAUGUUCAAAAUGCUGUCGCUCAAGUUAAAACCAAGAAAACCGUUCAAUUGGUUGAUUGGAUUCCAACCGGUUUCAAAAUUGGUAUUUGUUACCAACCACCUACUGCUCCACCAACCUCAGAUUUGGCUUCUGUUUCAAGAGCUGUUUGUAUGUUAUCAAAUACUACUGCUAUUGCUGAAGCUUGGAGAAGAAUUGAUAGAAAAUUCGAUCUUAUGUAUUCCAAACGUGCUUUCGUCCACUGGUAUGUUGGUGAAGGUAUGGAAGAAGGUGAAUUCACUGAAGCUAGAGAAGAUUUAGCUGCAUUAGAAAGAGAUUAUGAAGAAAUUGGUUAUGACCAAGUUGAACAAGAAGGUGAAGAAGAAUAUUAG